Messenger RNA from Cyclopterus lumpus (lumpfish), 2609 nucleotides. RefSeq names its product KISS1 receptor b (gene kiss1rb). Lineage: Eukaryota; Metazoa; Chordata; Actinopteri; Perciformes; Cyclopteridae. Gene Ontology annotation, cellular component: membrane. Bases 1328 to 2539 code for a protein of 403 amino acids. The record is from RefSeq and is a predicted model, not a curated record. Gene Ontology annotation, biological process: neuropeptide signaling pathway. Gene Ontology annotation, molecular function: G protein-coupled peptide receptor activity. The transcript is spliced from 6 exons.
ACAAACAGACAUAUUUACAAAUAAAAAGUAUUUUGCGAAGGUAAUAAUGGCUCUUUAGACACAAGAUACAAUAUGAAUCGAAGGAGUUGCACGAUAUUAGGAACCGAGCAUGCAGGAGAUGAUACAAAAUAAAGCAUUUCUGAAAAUGUUUGAAAUGUAAAACCUACCUUCGACUAAAUAUGCUUUAUUUGAAAAAUGUAAGUUCCUUCUCUUGCGCAAUAAAAAGACUAGCAUCUGAUUUGGAAUAUAAAAAUAUAAAACAAUCAAUGAAGAUUCAAAAUCCUGUUGAGGUUUCUUGUUAACUAUAAAAGACACAAUGCAAAAUGAUUUAAGCUCAAAUUGUAUUUGUCUGUCGCACGCGCGAGUUUGAUGUCACUGAGCGUCUCGCUGUGCGGUUGGCAUGGUAACAUCCAGAGACACGUAAUGGCGGCUUUAAAAUGAGUGGGAGAUCAAGCUGUACGGUCACCACGACCCCAUCGGCUGGCUCCACAAGUCGUCCGUUUUUUUAAAUUGUUUUGCAGGUGAGCGCCCGUCAUUCUGAUUUCCCUGUUUUCUAGAAUGCAUCGGCUGCAUAUUUGAUGAAAUAAAACGUAAAAUAAGGGUUGCCUGCAGGCUGUGGUUUGAGUAGAUUGACCCGCAUUGUAAACUACAUAAUCGGCUAUUAUCCGAACAAUUGUUUUUUUUUUAAUUCUGCCCAUCUUUUUCUGCAAGAAAUUCAAUUUUUCCUUUGUGUAACACUACAGGCUAACAACUAGUUUUCAUGCUCCGGUCAAUUUUGACAUUCUGCUUCCUGCACAUAGGACUAGAGGGGAAAGAAAACAUCCAAAAUACACAUUAUGCUGUUAUUUUUACUACUUUGUCUAUUUGCAUCUGUAGAUUUCUCCUAAAUUCAGCCACAGUUACCAUUAAAUAACGCCUAAUUUGCAUAUUUAAACAUGACAUUUCAGCAGAAAGUAUUCGUCUCAACGUGGGUGAUCGACUGGGGAAGUUUCGUGGCGACAUCGAACACCGACUGCAACUUCUGGAUGUCAACAAGAUGAAGAAGAUGUUUGAAUCCAGCUGCAGACGUUUCACAUUUUACCUCCAUGAUUACAGGCAGUGUAAAGCUCUGCUACCUCUCUCUCUCGCUCUCACAUAAAUACUCUCAGAGUAGUAUGACCCCUCUCUCCUCCGACCCCCCUCCCCUCACCAGUGAUGGUGGUCUAUAACAGGGCUUUCAUCUGAGACCUGCAGAGAUCAGAACAGCAUCCCAUCUCUGACCGACACGAGACUAAACCUUCCAGAGCAGACAGAGAACACAGGAUACUCCUGGCUCUGACCGGUGAAGAUGUCCGUAGAACCAGCAGCCCACCGUGGUCCGGACUGCGGGUCGGCGUGCAACGAGUCGACAGCCACGGCGGGCCGCCAGGGGCCGCCGGCAUUGGUCGAUGCCUGGCUGGUCCCCACCUUCUUCUGCCUCAUCAUGCUGGUCGGCCUGGUGGGGAACUCGCUGGUCAUCCACGUGGUCACCAAGCACCAGCAGAUGAAGACUGUCACCAACUUCUACAUCGUGAACCUAGCUACCACCGACAUCUUGUUCCUUGUCUGCUGCGUGCCCUUCACUGCCACGCUCUACCCGCUGCCCAGCUGGGUCUUUGGAGAGUUUAUGUGCCGACUGGUGAACUACCUUCAGCAGGUGACCGCUCAGGCGACGUGCAUCACUCUGUCCGCUAUGAGCGUGGACCGCUGCUACGUGACCGUCUACCCUCUGCAGUCACUGCGCCGACGCACCCCGCGCAUGGCGCUGGCCAUCUCCGUGUCCAUCUGGAUAGGCUCCCUGCUUCUGUCGAUCCCCGUCGCCGUGUACCAGCGCCUGGAGGCGGGUGACUGGUUUGGACCCCAGACGUACUGCAGCGAGGUCUUCCCCUCGGCCCGCCUCCAGAGAGCCUUCAUCAUCUACAGCUUCCUGUCCGUCUACCUGCUGCCCCUGCUCACCAUCAGCGCCUGUUACGCCUUCAUGCUCAAGCGCAUGGGGCAGGCUGGCGUGGAUCCCAUCGACAGCAGCCACCAAGUAAGAGUUGCUUUGCUACAUCCGUGCGUGUUGAAUCCACAGAGGGCCGAAUGUGAUUCCCUGACUCCAGCUCCAGGCUCAGGUGGAACGAGCGGCGGCGGUGCAGGCGCGAGUCUCCCGGAUGGUGGUGGUGAUGGUGGCCCUGUUUCUCAUCUGCUGGGGCCCGAUCCAGGUCUGCAUCCUCCUCCAAGCUUUUGGCCUCCGCAGUUACGUUCUGUACAAGCUGAGGAUUUGGGGUCACUGCAUGUCUUACUCCAACUCCUCCGUCAACCCGCUGGUCUACGCCUUCCUGGGCAACAACUUCAGAAAGGCCUUCAAGCACGCCUUCCCCGCCAUAUUUCUGUGGCGCAUGAGGGGGAGAGUCAGGGUGGGAAACAUGGACCCAGAGGAUCGGGGAGAUGUGGAUCGCCCGACACCCAAAGGAGAAGCAGAGAUGCUCUUUCUUUCAUCUGGGUCCUGAAGGUCACGCUGGGCAUUCGGACACUGUGAGCUCAUUGUUCAUUUAUGGUUUGUUCUGGAGACAAGAGCGCACGCACGCACGCACGCACGCACGCACGCA